AGCCUGGCCCAACAGCCUUGCCUUGCGGUGGGGCUCGAGGGGGGGGUGGGGGGGCGGCCCCACCGCCCGCCGCGGCGCGAUGUCUGGCCAGCGGCUGCCCGAGAGGGCGAUGCGGGAGGUGCUGUCCACCGGCUGCUCCAAGCGCGCCAGCCACCGCCAGCUCCCGAGGUUCCAGCAGUUCGAGAUCCCCCACAAGUUCCCGAGGUUCCCGCAGGUCUUCGGGGACCGCAUUGUUCGGCGCGUACGUAAGAAAGAGACCGGCAACGAGGAGGACCAUCCGUGCUCAAAGCACUUCGACUCGUUUCUCGUCUGCGCGCGGCGGUACCCACAGAACUACGACAAGAAGUGCCGAACAGAGGCCGGCAAGUACCUGGCGUGCCUGGAGGAGAACCAGAAGUGGAAGGCGUCCGAGCCCUACCAGUACAUGCGCUUCCUGGAGCACUUCCGGGUCUUCUCCGAGGGCUCCGGCAGCUGGGACGAGGGGCCAGGGAAGUUCCGCUACGAGGAGCAGACUCCCAAGACGCACGGGGCCGGCAGCGUGCUGCAGUUCGGCAGGAGCGACGCGGCGGCUGCGGCGAACGCAGAGGCGGCGAUGGCGCGCCACGAGCACCAACGGCAGGACCAGCCACCCGUAUGACGUGAGGUCCACGGGCAGCAGGAAUACGCACGGUGUUGUGCAACCAUGCGCGAGAUGCUGCAGGGGCUUUGACCGAGCGAUGAAAAGAUCUCAGAGUUCGAGGCGACGAGGGAUUGACGCCAACCCCGUGAGCGGCGACGCAGAAGCAGAUCGUGGUCGCGGCGUUGUCUGUGGAGGCCCCGCGCAGGCGGGCGGACGUGAGAGUGGGCCCCCGGUCGCCCAGGGUCUGGGCACUCGCGGGGCCCGGGCCACCGAGAUCCGGCACACGGGCCGGAUGAUCAUCUCAGAACCACUUGUUGCUGCCCCCGGGCCCAAAAACGGCCCUAGGAGUCCC
Messenger RNA from Prorocentrum cordatum, 971 nucleotides. The record is from the annotation of a GenBank genome assembly. NCBI's taxonomy places the organism in Eukaryota, Dinophyceae, Prorocentrales, Prorocentraceae.